CACAUAAAACCGUAUUGCCUCUAAUAGUUGGUACUCUACCGAUGAUGGACGACAAAGCUACCCAGUUACAUAAGACAUUGUUGUCGGAUGGAGGUCAGUCAGGGGAUGAGGUGGAAGUGAAAAGGAGAAGAAAAGGACACACAAAACGUAUCAGAAGACCAAGCAGUGCCAGGUUCAUAUUUGAUGAUUUCUCCAGCCAGCAGUCAGAGGAUUUACUGAGACAGCAUGGAAAACAUGCCACGUACUUGGUAUCUCAUUUCCACGAUCCACAAAGCUACCAACUUGUCAUUAGAUUUGACGAACCAGAAGGACUAGUGUUUAAGCAUUAUGCUAUGGGUCUGACUGGUGAAAGAGAAGUAUUUGUAGAAGGAAUUCAAGGUAAAUUUAAAUCUCUAGAAGAUGGGAUUUUAGCCGUCGAGGAGGAGCUAAGCACAAAAUUGUCUCCAAUAUUUGAUUUUGAUAGUGAUGAAGACACCGACUUUUUGUCCUCUGACUCAAUAUCAAUAAGUCAAGAAGUUCCACCUGAAUAUGUUCCCGCUCAAAAAUACCCAGAGGCACCACGAAAGCAGCUGCCAUUCAUUGUACCCAUAAGACCGACUCUAAGAAGAUUACAAAAUGCGACACUGACAAAUUCUCUACAGAGGGAAUCCGACUACAACACUGUACCUGAAUCUGAAGUGCACCACGGCUGUUGCUGGAGAUUAUGUCACACGGAUCCACGCGGUCAAUGGUACAAGCCACACAAAGCAGGUCCCUGCAUGGCAGUCGUCCUUGUUAUAGGAUGGUUCUUUUUCUUGCUCCUAUUUGGCUGGAUAAUAGCCCUUGCUCUUUUACUAGUUGGCAUACUGGUCAUGUGUGCAUAUACGCUGAACUUUGUCUGCACAGGAAGAUGUACGAUUGAUGACGAUGAUGAUUAAUUAAUAUACGAUAACUUUAUUUUUAUAAUAAUUUUUAUAAUUGUAUAAUAAUAAUAACUAUUAUUGACAUUGGGUGCGGUUGUGUACAUUCUGAAUUAUCUAAAUAACAACGUUUGCCUGCAGCUGGAAUUCCAGUGAUGCCAAUAGUUCAUAUAGUA
This is a messenger RNA of Amphimedon queenslandica, 1075 nucleotides long. RefSeq lists its product as uncharacterized. The record is from RefSeq and is a predicted model, not a curated record. NCBI's taxonomy places the organism in Eukaryota, Metazoa, Porifera, Demospongiae, Haplosclerida, Niphatidae. Bases 42 to 917 code for a protein of 291 amino acids. The transcript is spliced from 8 exons.